Molecule: messenger RNA, 1172 nt
Organism: Hyaloscypha bicolor E
Lineage: Eukaryota; Fungi; Ascomycota; Leotiomycetes; Helotiales; Hyaloscyphaceae
Product: mitochondrial carrier
Exons: 7
Coding region: 77-979 (300 amino acids)
Biological process (GO): mitochondrial ATP transmembrane transport; mitochondrial ADP transmembrane transport
Cellular component (GO): mitochondrial inner membrane
Molecular function (GO): ATP:ADP antiporter activity
Source: RefSeq, a predicted model, not a curated record
UUCUGACAAGAACUUUGGAGCUUCCCCACAUCCACACAAACUCGGGCAAUUGAAGUUCUAGAUAUUGCUCGCAGCCAUGUCUUCAGAUAAGCCCUUACCAUUCAUUUACCAGUUCGCCGCCGGGGCGGUCGCUGGUGUGUCCGAAAUCUUGGUGAUGUACCCGUUGGAUGUCGUCAAAACAAGAAUACAACUCCAACAAGGAAAAGGCACUGGAGCAGAUUCAUACAAUGGCAUGGUGGAUUGUUUCAAGAAGAUUGUCAAGAAUGAAGGCUUCUCGAGAUUGUACCGAGGCAUCGAAGCUCCUAUUCUCAUGGAAGCGCCCAAGCGAGCAACCAAAUUCGCUGCCAAUGACUCCUGGGGAAAGUUUUACCGUGACCUUUUCGGAAUGCCCAAGAUGACGCAAUCCCUCUCGGUUCUUACUGGAGCUACAGCUGGUGCCACAGAAGCCUUCGUUGUCGUCCCUUUUGAAUUGGUCAAGAUUCGACUGCAGGACAAGGCCCAAGCAGGGAAAUAUACUGGCAUGCUAGAUGUGGUGAUGAAGACGGUCAAAGCCGAAGGUCCCCUCGCACUAUAUAAUGGCCUUGAAAGUACACUGUGGAGACAUAUCCUUUGGAACGCUGGUUACUUUGGCUGCAUCUUCCAAGUCCGAGCACUUCUACCGAAGGCGGAUAACAAGACCUCCCAGAUGGGGUAUGACUUACUCUCUGGCGCAACCGGAGGUACAGUGGGUACGAUUGUCAACACCCCUAUGGAUGUAGUCAAGUCCCGCAUCCAGAACAGCCCAAAAGUUGCUGGCGUUAUUCCCAAAUAUAACUGGGCUUGGCCAUCAGUUGCAUUGGUCAUGAAGGAGGAGGGCUUUGGAGCGCUUUACAAGGGUUUCUUACCGAAGGUUCUUAGAUUGGGCCCUGGAGGAGGUAUCUUACUUGUUGUGUUCACUGGUGUCAUGGACUUCUUCAGAAAAAUGAGAGGUGAAGCAUGAUUGAUUAGAAAUUUGUUGGUGGAUAUGUCCAUAUGUUACGUCAAGACUGUUUCGUGUCAGAUAUUCCCUGUGUAUUCUAUAGGAACGAAUAGAGGACAAGAAGGUCACGGAGAUUGGAGCAAGCGCAGCAUCAGAUUGUCAAUGGCGAACAAAUAAAGCAAGUGCGAAUCAAACACAGCAUUCCUGCUAUGUG